UGCUGCAAAAUGGCAAGGCGCCGUGUGUGGAAGAUGCCCAGCCGCAAGUUCGCUGAUGGCGAGGUGGUGAUGGGCCGCUGGCCGGGCAGCGUCCUGUACUACGAGGUGCAGGUGACCAGCUACGAUGAUGUGGCUCAUCUCUACACUGUCAAGUACAAGGAUGGAACUGAGCUUGCACUCAAGGAAAGUGACAUAAGGUCGCAGUCAUCGUUCAAGCACAGGAAGAGCCAGUCCUCCUCCAGCUCUCCCUCCCGCAGGAGCAGCAGCCGCUCCCGAUCCCGCUCGCGCUCUCCCGGCCGGCCGGCCAAGGGCAGGCGUCGCUCUGCUUCCCAGAGCAGGGAGCACAAGGAGGACAAAAAGAAACCCAGCCAGGAGCCCAGCAUAGCUCUGCCGAAACCGAGUGAGAAUAACACCAAAAGGUACAAUGGUGAGCCUGAAAGUACAGAGAAAAAUGCCACAUCCUGCAUUGUCUUGGAGCAAAAGUUAAAACCAGACCUGGAAAUCAAGCGCGUGCUCGAGCAGUACAGCUUGCGUUCGAGGAAGGAUGACAAGAAAAAAGAAGAGAUUUAUUCAGAGAAAAAAACUUUUGUGGCUGUGAAACCAAUUGAGAAAGUAUCAACAAAAACAAAGGAGAUGGAGUUUGGGGGAAGGAUUGGGACCUUCAUGCUGAUGUUAGUCCUGCCUGCUACUGUAUUCUACCUGCUGUUGAUGUGCAAACAAGAUGAUCCAAGUCUUCUGAACCUCCCUCCUCUGCCAGCACUUGAGAGUCUUUGGGAUUGGAGGGCGUUUGGUGUCAUUCUCCUGUGGUUUUUCCUUCAAGCUGCAUUUUACUUGCUGCCAAUUGGAAAGGUUGUAGAAGGCCUGCCUCUUGCCAGUGGAAGGAGACUGCAGUACCGGAUAAAUGGGUUUUAUGCUUUUAUUUUGACUGCUGCAGCCAUUGGAGCUUUGUUGUACUUUGGAUUUGAGCUCCAUUAUUUGUACGAUGAGCUGGUGCAGUUUGCAGUGGCAGCCGCCGCCUUUGCUCUGGCGCUGAGCGUUUACCUGUACGUGCGGUCCCUGAGGGCGCCUGAGGAGGAGCUGGCACCAGGUGGAAAUUCUGGGUAUUUUAUUUAUGACUUUUUUACUGGACAUGAACUAAACCCUCGUAUUGGCAGCUUUGACCUCAAAUACUUCUGUGAGUUGCGUCCAGGAUUAAUUGGCUGGGUUGUUAUAAACUUGGCAAUGCUCUUGGCUGAGAUGAAGAUCCACAAUCUCAGUGUGCCAUCCCUGUCCAUGAUUCUCGUGAACAGCUUCCAGCUCCUCUAUGUGGUGGAUGCUCUUUGGAAUGAGGAAGCUGUUUUGACUACAAUGGACAUUACCCAUGAUGGAUUUGGAUUCAUGCUGGCCUUUGGAGAUCUGGUGUGGGUUCCAUUUGUCUACAGCCUGCAGGCCUUCUACUUAGUGGGUCACCCCACCACAAUUUCUUGGCCUGUUGCUGCUGCAAUUACUGUUCUGAACUGUAUUGGGUAUUACAUCUUCCGCAGCGCAAAUUCUCAGAAGAACAAUUUCCGACGGAAUCCAGCAGACCCCAAACUGGCCAAUCUGAAGUUUAUACCCACUGCAACUGGCAAAGGGCUCCUUGUCACGGGCUGGUGGGGUUUUGUUCGUCACCCCAACUACCUCGGUGACAUCAUCAUGGCUCUGGCGUGGUCCCUACCCUGUGGUUUCAAUCACAUCCUGCCCUAUUUCUACGUGAUCUAUUUCAUCUGCUUGCUGGUGCACCGGGAGGCGCGUGACGAGCACCACUGCAAGCAGAAGUACGGGCUGGCGUGGGAGCGCUACUGCCAGCGCGUGCCCUACCGCAUCUUCCCCUACAUCUACUAGAGCACUCCGGGCCUGCUGGGCACAGCCCUGCCACACCUGCAUCCCUUGCAGAGACAGAUACCUCCUCCCUUUGCACCUGGGCAGUUGGUAUUUAGGCUUGUAAAGAAAACAAAACAAAACCCCACCAAAUGUUGGAGUGCGUCGAAGGUGUUGCUUACAGUAACUUCGAGGUGUGAGUUAUGUGAACUGUCUGUGACUUCAAUUUUUAAAAAAAAAAAAUUGUGAAUUUUCAAAACUCUUCGAGCCCUAAUUUUUCAAGCUAAAUUUUAUCUAGAAUUCUGAGUUUACAUUUUUUUAUUGCAUUUAAUUAAGCACUGUGAUGUAAAGUAUAUUAUUUUCUUAAUACAAUAAAUGCUGAAAUUCCAUCCAGUUCAUUUUUUGGUGUUACUCGUACCAUCUAACUUCAGAUGUCCAAUUUAGUUGCCUGAAUUGGAGGAGCAGCAGGGUCUUUUUGGUCAGUGAGCUGGAAGCAGAGGAUGUGAGGGGCCUGCAGCCCCCUGACCAGAGCUGGCACAGCUCAGCUUUACAUGGUUGUUCCUCUCCUGGCUUUUCAUUGAUGGCAUUUUUUUGGUCAGAGAGGCUCAGCCCCUCCUGCCCUGCACCUGUGAGAGAAUGAAGAGAUGGGGCUGGGAGCAGGGGCAGAGCUGUUGCUGAGGCAGUGCCAGGGCAGCUCUGAGCCCGCCUGGCAGUGCCCCUGGCCUGGAGGGGGAGCCUGAAGGGAGAUGAAACUGCUCAGAGCCUUUCUGUGGCUGUGGGAGGGAGUAACAAACCCUCAGCUUGAACAUGGGGUAAAAAGCGUGCAGUGGCCGCCUGUUGGGCACAAAAGGAUAAAAUGACCACAGCUGGCUCCUUCUGAGCUUUGUAAAUUAAGUCUUAAUGUACCAUAGUGUUUACCAAGUGUGUAUAAUAAAAUCCUCCACGUUUUUGCUGUACAGUGUUUGGGUUUGAAAAAUGCAAUAGCUUUUUUAGAAACAGGAGAAAUCGGGAACUAAAUCAAUUUCCAGAAAUUUUUAAAAAGUUAAUUGAAUAAAAGGUUUUGUAAAUUAAUGUAGUUAAUUCUUGAAACAAUUGAAGUGUUCAUUUAAAUAUUUGUAUUGACAGAUACGCUAUGAAAAUAUAGGAAAUGCUCCUCAAUCCAAAGUUGUUUUUUUGGUUUCUUUUUGUUUUUAAUUUGGCAUUGCUACCUCAUAUGUAGGUGUUGCCUUUUGUACUGUUGCAGAUAGAGAAAUAGCUAUUUUUUUGCUAUUGCUAUUUAAAACAACAUUUUUUUACAUGAGCCUGUGGUUAAACUCAACCACUUUCUAAUAUAUUUUUGUAUAUAUUUGACUUUUUAACUAAUGUAUGUGUUCUGGUUACUAGCUGUGUUCUUUGUCUAACUGGCUGUAAAUGAUAUGCCCUUGUGGUAUUUACUUCAUAAGUAGAAUGAUUUUACUGAAAUACUCUUGCUUUGUUAAUUAAUUAGCUUUUAUUCUGUUGUCACAAGUAAGAGCUUUUCACACACUUUGUACAUGAGGUUUAUAGCACAAAUUGCCCUAAAAAGCUUAGUAGAAUAUUAAAUGAAGUGCAGAUACUGCACUUGCUUGCAGGAGUGUUCCUAAUAAAUUGGAAUGUUAUUUAUCAAUUUUUUCAGUUAUUUUAAAAUGUUGAUGUAAUUGAAAUCUAGCAUGUGAUUUUUAAAAAAAAAAAUAAAAUAACCUAUUUUGUACACGGGCAUUUUUUAAAGAUAAUUGUACAAUUGAAGUGUAUAUCAUGUAGCUUGAUUGUUGGUGUUGUAAGGAAACUGUUUGAAGACAAGUCCUUUGAUUGCUGGCAGCAAAUAGCAGUGCCUCGAACAAGACUCGAGAGAGUUCCCUCCUGUGCAGCAGCAGAUGAAACUGGGAUUUGCUGUUCCAGUCCUUGCUGGGGGAAUUCUGGGCAAUGGAGAAAUCAUUCAAGAGCCCUGGAGUGCAGCUGGGUUUCAAUGUGCUGAAGGAGGGGGCACUGAUUGCUGAGCCCUGGAGCAGGAGCUGCUCCUGCUGCGUUCCCAGUUUUAUCUGCUGCCCCCAGGGUUGCUCCGCUGUCCCUCAGAGCCCUUGUCUUUCAGGACCUGGUCCUGACCAAUGGCAGCUUCCUUUACAUGCUGAAUUUUAUGUGAAUUUGAUUUUGAAGUAACUGUUUUUAAUACAAACGAGCCCAUGAGCUAAAAUAAAGGUUUUGCUUAA
This is a messenger RNA of Zonotrichia leucophrys gambelii, 4064 nucleotides long. It is a transcript of the gene LBR, whose product is annotated as lamin B receptor. Gene Ontology annotation, molecular function: Delta14-sterol reductase activity. Gene Ontology annotation, biological process: cholesterol biosynthetic process. Gene Ontology annotation, cellular component: nuclear inner membrane. Bases 10 to 1863 code for a protein of 617 amino acids. The transcript is spliced from 14 exons. The record is from RefSeq and is a predicted model, not a curated record. NCBI's taxonomy places the organism in Eukaryota, Metazoa, Chordata, Aves, Passeriformes, Passerellidae.